CGAGUACUAAAAGAUGAGUAUCAAAUGGUACCUAGGCCUAGACCUUUUAUUGGUCGUCAUUUUACUAGAAAUGAUGUGCAAUGUACUUUGUCAAGAGUUUAUAGGAUGUGGUGGAUUUGUGAAGUCGGACAUAGGAAUCAGUUACUCUCGCAUUCAGAUGAAAGUUUAUAAUAAGGAAGGUGCUCUCAAAUAUCACACAGACUGUGCUCCAAACAAUGGCUACUUCAUGAUACCAAUUUAUGACAAGGGUGAAUUUGUUCUCAAGAUUGAACCACCACAAGGUUGGAGCUUCGAACCAACAAGUGUUGAAUUGAAUAUUGAUGGCAAGUCCGAUGUCUGUAGUAAAGGAGAAGAUAUUAAUUUUCAGUUCAUGGGUUUUGCUGUUGAAGGAAAGGUCAUCAGUAAAGGUCAAAGUAUUGGUCCUCAGGGUGUUGUUAUUUCCAUGGAAACCCGUACAGAAAUAAGAAAGCCAAUGAAAACAGCAACUAACAGCUCUGGAAAAUUUAAAUUUCCCAAGAUUAUGCCUGGUGAUUACGUCGUAACAGCAACACACCCUGUCUGGAGGUUUAAGAAAGUGUCAACAUCACUCACUGUUACUAAGGAUAGUGUUGCCCUUACUGAUUCCCUAGUUGUUGCAGGAUAUGAUGUCAAAGGUCAGGUUUCCAGUGAAGGAGAAAUGGUUCCAAAUGUAAAGUUUGUCCUACUGUCAGACACAGUCAAAUCAGAGGAUGUGUCUGAUUGUCAAAAGAAGGCUCCAAAUGGCUUCCAACAUUCUGGUAGUAAAGCUGUCCUCUGUUAUGUCCAGUCUGAUGCCAUGGGUCAGUUUGUAUUUCCAAGCGUACCCACUGGACAGUACUCAGUGACCCAGUUUCAGAUUGAAGGAUUUUCUGUCGUUGGCAAAGUUCUUGAUUCUGUAAAGGGAAAAGGAAUUGCUGGUGUUACAGUGACUGUGAAUAAUAAAUCGCCAACAAUUACAAAAGCAGAUGGAUCCUUCCGUCUGGAGAAGAUGAAGUCUGGACACUACAAGAUCAACGCUGCCAAAGACCACUACCACUUUGGUGACCUGAUGACCAAGAUUACGGCCAAUACACCAGAGCUCAAUGAUAUUGUCGCUAACCGAUUUGACUUAUGUGGACGCCUUCGGAUUGACCAAUGGCCAUCCGGACUGGUAAAGCGGGUUCAUAGUAUUGUCGUGACCGGUAAAGGUACCGUGACGAAGACUGUUGGAAAAGAUGGACGUUUCUGCGUAGAUGUUUCACCAGGAAAUUAUGUUGUUAAGGUUGAAAUCAGUGAUAAAGAACACUCAGCUGGUCUUCGUUUAACACAAGAAACAAGGAACAUUGAGAUCUCGACAGGUCCUGUGUUGGAUGUUGAUUUUCAACAAUUUAAAGCAACACUUAAAGGCUUUGUUAAUUGCCUUGAUAAGUGUGGAUCCAUCAACAUAGCUAUGGCAUCAGUUGAUCAUCCUAGCAUUUCUGUACGAACCAUUAAAAUCUCGCAGAAUACCAAACGUGCCAGCUUUAUCAUCAGGGACAUACUACCAGGCACAUACACUUUGAGUGGAGACCAUGCUGCCUGGUGUUGGAAGGAACCAAUAACCUUUAAAGUCAGUAACUCUGACCUCAAUGACAUCAACAUUGUUCAGAGCGGCUACAAGCUGCAGUGCCAGAGUUCUCAUGCAUGCUCUAUGCAAUAUCGACACAUUUCUGUGGCCAAGUCCAGUGGUGAAUUUGCAGUUGUGAAAGGUAGCAACACCUUCUGCGUGGAUACCCCAGGGCAAUAUAAACUCACAACCACCUCUUGUCAUCAGUUUGACAAAAAAGAAUACCAAUUUGACACAUCGAAUCCUGCUAAGUUUUCCAUGAUGGCAAUGAAGCAUCAAGUCCAAGGAUCAAUUGUUUCCAAGGAGAUGGCCUCUGACAUUGUGGUAAAAAUUACAUCAUCCGUGCCAUCUGAAGGACCAGUGACCCUUGGACCUCUAAAGGGCAAAGCGUCACCGACAGCUGAGUUGAAAGAACCUGCUAACAAAGAUGGAAAGGCAGGUGGUCAGAAACCUGGUGCUAAAAAACCAGCUGAAAAAGACAAUAAAUACACCUAUGAAUUCACACAUUGGGCAAGCAUAGCUAUGACAUCAGUUGAUCAUCCUAGCAUUCCUGUACGAACCAUUAAAAUCUCGCAGAAUACCAAACGUGCCAGCUUUAUCAUCAGGGACAUACUACCAGGCACAUACACUUUGAGUGGAGACCAUGUUGCCUGGUGUUGGAAGGAACCAGUAACCUUCAAAGUCAGUAACUCUGACCUCAAUGACAUCAACAUUGUUCAGAGCGGCUACAAGCUGCAGUGCCAGAGUUCUCAUGCAUGCUCUAUGGAAAUGGCCUCUGACAUUGUGGUAAAAAUUACAUCAUCCGUGCCAUCUGAAGCACCAGUGACCCUUGGACCCCUGAAAGGCAAAGUGUCACAGACAGCUGAGUUGAAGGAACCUGCUAACAAAGAUGGAAAGGCAGGUGGUCAGAAACCCGGUGCUAAAAAACCAGCUGAAAAAGACAAUAAAUACACCUAUGAAUUCACACAUUGGGCAAGGCGUGGUGAAAAUCUCAAGUUUGAACCAGUUUCUGGUGAAGUUCUUUUUUACCCAAAAGUCUUAGAGGUCAAAGUAAAAGGUGACACGUGUCCGGGUGAGGUUGUGGCAUUUGAGGCUAGGGCUGGUAUCUUUAUCUCGGGCCAGAUUACUCCCCCAAUUCAGGCAGUUGUGAUAGAAAUUCAUACUAAAACACCAGGUAGUUCAGGAACAGUAGAUGUCAUCAGAACGGAGACAGAUGAUCAGGGAAAGUAUCGAGUUGGUCCCUUUGUUGACACAAAUGAGUACACAGUAGAUGCAGAAAAGAAGGGUUAUACCUUGACGCCACAACCUGACAAUCCAACUAACUUCAGAGCCUAUAAGCUUGGUGAAAUCAUUAUUCAGGUGGUGGAUGAAGAUGACCAGCCUCUAAGUGAUGUUGUACUGUCGUUGAGUGGUGGUAGUUUCCGUAGCAACCAGAUUACUCUUCAAACAGGAAAAGUUCCAUUCUAUUUUCUGGGAGCUGGCCAGUAUUAUCUUCGUGCAUUUCGCAAGGAAUACGAGUUCGAACCAGAUUCUAAGAUGAUUGAAGUUCAGGAAGCAUCUUCUGUAAACCUCACAAUCCGAGGUCAUAGGGUAGCAUUUAGUUGCUAUGGUACAGUGACCUCGCUAAAUGGUGAACCAGAGCCAAACGUUGCGCUAGAGGCAAGAGGCCUGGCUAUCGGUAAUUGCGAAGAACUUAUGGAAACUGCUCUUUCUGAUUCUAAUGGGGAAUUCCGCGUCCGUGGAUUAAAGCCAUCUUGUGUGUAUGAGUUGAAACUUAAAAUGAAAGAUGGCAGAGAUGAAGAUAAUCCAGUUGAGAUUGAGAGAGCAGUUCCUCCUGUCACCAUACUCAAGCCUGAAGAGAAGGAUAUAAAAGAUGUUAAGAUCAUCGUUUUUAGGAAACAAACCACAUUUGAUGUCGGUGGAAAUGUGAUAACAGACAGCCAGUUUGUGAACACAUUAAAGGUGGUUGUUUUUAAAGAAGAUGAUUUGGACUCACCUAUUCACACUUUAGCACUUGGGGCAAGCAGCUUUUUUCAACUUCCAUCUCUUCCAAUGGAUGGACAGGAAUAUGUAAUGAAACUUGAGUCAUCAUUGUCAAAAUCAAAUUAUAAUUACAACACUCAGGAAGCCAGUUUCAUUGCUGAAGGUGUCUACCAGCAUAUCACUUUUGAGUUCAAUCCUGAAAGGCGAAAUAUUGAUCAGGAUUUCUCUCAAGGGUCUUACUUUGCAUUGCCAUUCAUUGUAGCAUUAAUUGCCAUCGGUUUCAAUCAUUCAAAGGUUUUACCAUUUCUAAAGCAAAUUGGAGAAUCUUUCCAAAAACGAAAGCCAGUUCCAGUAAGAUACGAUUCUCGGGAGCAGAUGGAUGAAGCCCGUCAAAAGAAGAAGACAAAACUAAGAAAGACAUGAAGGAAAAUAGAAGAAUACAAAGAAAUUACACGGAUGGAAAGAAAACUUGACAAUUACAAAGAAACUUAAUAUCGUAAAAACAAUAACCGUAAAUAUGCAAGAUAUUGUGUUACAACAAGAAUGUUGACUAGGAAAAGAAAAUAAUCAAAAAUUAUGAGGAUGUGAAAAAGAAAGGUCGUAAAAGAAAGUUCAUGCCAUUAUUGAAAGAGUGUACUAUCGAGUAUGGCAUAACAAUAAUUUUUUUUAUAAUUUGCCCAGGCUUUGCUCUGCACACUGAUUACAAUCCCUACUGGUUCCCUGGCCCCAUAACUUGAUGGGAUGACUCGAUCUCAGUAGUCCCUCCAUUACUCUCAAAUUGUUCCACUGCUAAAGACAAUGCGUUGAUUUAAUAAAUUCCUGAGUACUAAGACAAACAAGGCUUGAUUCUUAAUAUUCUUGAUAUAGGUUUAAAAUAAGGUUGUAAAGGGUUAUUUUAUUAUUUAAUAGGAUUUUAAACAAAAUUAUAGAUGCAUAAUUAAAUCACGUUGUUUUUUUCUAUUCCUGAGUGGGGGGGGGGGCGCUAGGAGGUGGUAGGGAGAAUGGCAUUUUUCCAUAUCAUAUCCACAGCAUGUUUCCAUAUUAUAUUCACAGACUGAACACAUGAUGAGGAAAUAUCUCAAAAUGGAAUUCUCAAAAAUAUCUGUGUGUGCUGUUAAUUACACCAUUUGAAUCAGUGUACACCCUAUUACCUAUUGGAUAUAUAUAGAGCUACAAUAGUUUAUACACAGUUCCUUUUAGACUUCAACGCCAAAUAUUAUUAACCUGCUGAGAAAACAGGUUAUUUACAAGGUUAGGUGCUGCACAUCAUUCAUAUAAUCAUUGUAGUGCUUGGGGGCUAUUAUUAGUGCAAAGCACUAUAUAAAUCUAAAUUAUUAUUAUUAUUCCAUGUUUUCUCAAGGUGCUGUAAUUAAAAAAAAAAAAUCUGCUAAUUGAAAAUAACACUUAAAACUCAGCAAACAGUACCACACGUAGAACACACUUUCACAAGCAUUACGUUCGGCUAAUUAUUGAUUUUUUGGUGUCAAAGAUGUGGGCGUCAUACUAACCUGUGCUCGAGUUUUUUGAUAUUGUAGACUGAGGCAGAUCAUUAUUACUAACACUGAAUUUAGAUUCUUUUUAUGCAAAGAAAAUAAUGUUGCACAGUUUGCUUCCAUUUUUGCACUCACCACCUUUAUUUAGUAUUUCAUUUUUUUAAAAUACUAAAUACAGAGGAUUGGCAAAAAUAUAAAUAACCAUACAAUACAAAAAAAAAAAAAAUCUGUUUUAGUUUAAAAUAAUAUAAACUAACAAAGAAAUAGCAUAACUUGAGUAUGCUUGUAAAUUAAUUGAAAGGUGCAUUUAAUUUUAUUCGGAUUAUACUGUUUGUGUGUGUGUGGGUGGGAGUAAAACAUCAUUAUCACCUGAUUUCAGAGUUGUUUUUUGUUUUUUUGGUUUUUUUUUACAAAUAGGCCUGAAUUUGAUACUAUGGCAGUAAGAAGUCUAAUAUCCUUUAUGCUUUUUUUUUUCGUUUUUUUUUCUUUCUAUAGUUUUAUCACUUAUUGAUGAUUGAUGAAAGGUGAUUAUAUGCUCUCUGUUUUUUUUGUUGUAGUUCAUUAAAAAAUGUAAUAAUAUACGUUAGAAUUGGGUAAGUAAAUCUGUUUCCUGACGAUGCAUACCAAAAAUACCCAAAUUUAUUAAAAAAUAUUUUUUUAAUAUUAGAAAAACAAUAUUUAAGUAAUGACGAAAACAAAUAAUCCUGUAAUCCAAGACAUAGAUGCAAUCAAAUGCGAGAGGGUCAUUAAAUGCGUGGUGUCCCUAAUGCUUAUAUUGAUAUUAAUACAGAAAACUAGUGCAGAGAAUAACACCAAUAGUCUGUUUAGUAUUGUUGAUAUUUUAAAAAUAUCCUUUAACAUGCAUCUAUAUUAUAAUUACGCUUAUUUCAAAGCCCACACGGACACAAUUCAAAACAGAGUUGCUAAAGAAAUGUCUGGGAUUCAAAACCUACCGGUCAGAACAACUCUUAAAAAAUAGGUCAUCAAAUUGUCGAUCACGCAAAGUGAAUAUCAAUCCCUAUUUCUGAUUAAUUGAGGUGAAAUGUAUUAAUUUGAUGCUGCAGAGGAAUAUCAGUCUUUGCAGAUAUCUUGUUAUUUAUUAAAUAAUUUAUCUGUAUAAUUGUUUGGCCUAGGUAGUUGGGUAUAAAAGAGUUAUAUAUUGUUUUUUUUUUUUAAACAUUCUUGAUUUUUUAAAACGAGGGUAGAGUUGAUAAUGUCACGGCAUAGUCUUCUUUGAUUUAUAUACCAAAACAGCGGAUUACCUGGUAUGGUAGCAAAUACCUAUAUUUACAUAGCUAUGUUCAUUAAAUGUAUGUAUAUUAGUGUAUUGUAACAAGAGAAUAUUUUGUUACUAUGGACCUUUUUUUUUUUAACAUUUUGGGUUUUUUUUAAACCAGGGUAGAGUUCAUAAUGUGAAGGCAUAGUUUUCUUUGAAUUAUACCAAAACAGCGGAUUACCUGGUAUGGUAGCAAAUACCUAUAUUUACAUAGCUAGCUCAUUAAAUGUAGUUAUGUUAGUGUAUUGUAACCUUUCCUGUGUGUUAAUCAAAGUUAACUGACCAAUCACAACAAGGCCAGGAAUACGCGCGUGUCCUACAAACACCUGUGUUGUCCCACAAACGCGUGUGUUUAUACAUAAAUUUACGCAUAUUUUUUUGUGGGAUGUUAGCAUCAAUAUUCAAGGUGCGUGGCUUAGUGGAAAUUUCCAUUGGUAGCAUGUUCAUUUCCACACAUAUUAUAAGUAGAGAUAAGCCUAAUAUAUUGGCGUUAAAAUUUCAUAUUGUUCUCAAUACACUGGCCUGCAGUCUUACGACUUAAAACAUGAUCUUAACGUAGGCCUAUGUGAAAACAGUUAUUCAUUUUUUACCUGUAAUGACCUUGUCAGUUUUUUUGGUCAGUUAUUAAAAUGAUUUUGUCUACAAUAGGUUUUACAUGAUACCAGUACUAUUGAUCUGAUCAUAUGGCCGUCAGUGUUAAUUAAGUGAGGCUUUACACAGUAGCUAAAGAUUCUUAAAAUUGAAUGCAUGGGCCAACUUGUUUAAAGGUUAUAAUACAGUAUAGUCAUGGCCCCAUGACAUUUUAUAGAGUUCCAUGUAGGUUAAAAUUGAUUAUCCUAUAUUAUGAUCAUAGGCCAGUGGUCUAAGUUAGGAUACAAAUUAUUCAUAUUCAGAGUAGAAAUUGUUAAAGUAAUUCCAAAUAGUUUUCUCAGAAUCAGAUGUAGAGGCCUGGUUUCCAUAAGUUCACAACACGCUAUCGCACCGACAGCGGUCGGCGACGUUGAUUGGUCGGUUGAAUAAAUGGUGUCUUCGAAUUGCGUUUGAGCAUGGAUAGCUGCACCCUGUAAAACGAUUCAAAAGAAAAACACUGUCACGUAGCGAAAGAAUAGCGAUGUUAUGGAUAACGUUUAAGAGUAGUAGUUUGUGUGUGUUUAUAGUAUAAUUUAAGACACUGAAUGAUGGGGGUUUAUAUAUAUUUGAAUUAUGGGCAUAAUUGUGUAAUAAUUAUACGAGAAUAACAAUAAACAUUCUAUUGUAUAAUAAAAAAUAAA
This is a messenger RNA of Anneissia japonica, 7626 nucleotides long. RefSeq names its product nodal modulator 1-like. The transcript is spliced from 28 exons. NCBI's taxonomy places the organism in Eukaryota, Metazoa, Echinodermata, Crinoidea, Comatulida, Comatulidae. The coding region runs from base 14 to 4009 and encodes 1331 amino acids. The record is from RefSeq and is a predicted model, not a curated record. Gene Ontology annotation, cellular component: endoplasmic reticulum membrane. Gene Ontology annotation, molecular function: carbohydrate binding.